This is a messenger RNA of Periconia digitata, 2921 nucleotides long. The record is from the annotation of a GenBank genome assembly. NCBI's taxonomy places the organism in Eukaryota, Fungi, Ascomycota, Dothideomycetes, Pleosporales, Periconiaceae.
UGUAGGCUGAGCCAGAGCCAGAAACAACCCCUGCCUGCCCCGGCUGCCCUGGCGCCGCAACGCAACCUCAGCUGGAAACGAAGGAAGCUCUCUUUUCCACAACAACACACCACACCACUGCCAAAAUCCCCCCCGACUCCCCUGAGGCCCUCUCUCCUCUCUAUUUGCUUUUUUUGUCUUCUCUUCUUCUUUCCAUCAGCGACUGGGCCCCCAUCUACCUGUUCGCACGCGCUGCCCGCUCCCCCGUUGCGACCGACCAGCCAACCAGCCAGCCCUAAAGCAGCACCACUACCCGACAGACAGACGUGUCUCUGCUGCUGCCCUGCCCCACCCGGCUCUGUUCCCACGUCUCUGCACCCCACAACUCGCCCUUCUUCCACGUUUUGUACCGACCCGAGCACCCAUCUUCUUCUCCAAUGGCGUCAGGCUUUGCCGGCUCUUUCUGGUCCAGCGACUACGCAGGUGGUCUGGGCGUCCUGUUUGGAAAAUUGCAACAGGGUGUUCAGGAAAACCAGCAGAUCCUCACCAUCGCUCGGCUGCGUGCCGACGCCGAAGAGCAGUAUGGAACUAGCCUCGCUGCCAUUACCCCUGCCACAGAGCGCGUGUCGGGCGGCUUUUCCAGAGAUGAGGGUGCCAGCGUGAGAAAGGCAUACGAAGGCGUGCGCACCGAAAUGGAAACCGCCGCCGAGAACCAUCGCAAGAUCGCAUCCAAUAUCCGCGAGCUGGUCGUGAACCCUUUUGGCCGCUGGUGCGAGGCGCAUGCGGUGCGUGUCCAAAAUUCGCAAGAUGACCUGCAAUCCCGCAUCAAGCUCCACGACCGCCAGGCCGAUGCAGUCAGCAAGUUCCGGUCGCAGUAUUACAACAAGUGCCGGCUCGUGGAGGAUCUCGACGAGGAGGACAAACUGGCUUUCCAGGACCCUCUGAGCGAGGUUUCCCAGAGCCCAAAAGUCAAGGUGCCCACGAUCAAAAUGACCGAGCACGAGGACAACGAGGACGAACCCAUUGACCUCGGUGAUGAGACGUAUGCGCCGGAGCAAGUCAAGAAGAUUCUGACCCACAUGUUGGAGGUGAUCAAGCUCGGCGAGGUCAAGGUCCCUAUCCUAGGAACAUAUCAAAACUGCUCCAAUGGCGCCGACAUCACAGACUACAUCCAAAAACACUUGAACGCAACCAGCGUCAGCUACGCCGAGCGUAUUGGCCAGGACAUGAUCGAGAACGGCUUUCUUCGUCUCAUUGGAAACGUGGGCAACACCUUCGCCAACAGCUCCCGGAUGAAUUACCAAUGGAAGACCAAGGUCUUUCAACUGACCGACAUACCGGAGAAGAAGCAGGGUCUGGCACGUUCAUCCACCACAAUGUCUACCGAUAGCUUCAACGUCGAUUCUCCUGCGGGCGCCGUUCAAGAAUAUCUGCAAGGAUGGAAUCCACUCAACAACCAACAUCCCAACGAAACACCUUCCGAGAGACUUCGCAGGGAGGCACGUGAGUCCGACGAGCGAUACAAGCAGUCGGUGAAGAAGCUCGACUCGCUGCGAUGCAACCUUGAGGAGGCCAUGAUUGACCACUUGAAGUUCAUGGAGCGCUGCGAGCUUGACAGGCUGAAGGCGAUCAAGGCUGUCAUUCUUGACUUCUCUGGCGCCAUCAGCAACGUGAUUCCUAGUCUGCAGAGUACUGUGGACAAGAUGAUGCUCUUCCAGGAGACUGUUCAGCCACUGGGCGAUCUCCGGUACCUGUUGGAGAACUACAGGACGGGCCAAUUCAUCCCUAGAGUCACUACGUACGAAAACUACUACAAUUCUGUUGAUGAACAAACUUUUGGUGUGGAUCUCGAGGCGAGGGCUCGCUCUGACCGCAAGCGUGUGCCUAUCAUCAUCACGACCAUUCUCACGUUCCUGGACAACCACUACCCUGAUCUUGAGGGUGACGAAGCCCGCCGUGGAAUCUGGCUUGUCGAUGUGCCCAUGGCACAGAUCCACGAUCUACGCUCAGCCAUCAACACGGGCAAGACAUUUCCUCAAGAUGCUCUUGAGAAGUACGAUAUACCCAUUGUUGCGAGCGUUCUCAAGCUGUACUUGCUCGAACUGCCCGACUCGCUUGUAUCUUCCCAUGUAUACGAAAUUAUCAAGACUAUCUACAGCACCACGGCCCCUGACACUUCCGAAAGUCAGCGCAUUGCUGUCAUCCAGUCGACGCUCGGCCAACUUCGUCUAGCCAACAUUGCGUCCCUCGAUGCCCUCUGCACCCAUUUCACACGCCUGAUUGAACUCACAUCAGCCGACGAAGCCUAUGUCGCCUCUCUUGCCACUGCUUUGGCGCCCUGCGUGCUUCGUCCCAAGCAGGAAAACAGCUUGACUAUGAAUGAGCGCUACAGCUACCGCCUGAUUAGGGAUCUCUUUGCCCACAAGGAUGCUAUUUUUGGUGAAUUGAAGCGAGCAAGCUCUUUGACACAUUCAUCGUCGGGUGCUCAGCGACCUCGUGCCAUCUCGACGGAUGAGAGCAACAGGCGUGCCAACUACGAAGAGCGUAACCGCGCCAUCGCUGCCCAACGUUCCCCUCGAGCUUCUUCUCCUGCACCCGGUGCCCGGAACUCGAUGGGAUCGCAUCGCCGCGAUCGCAGUCAAACGAGAUUCCCCGUCAACACAUCCUCUCCAACCGAAACCCGUCGCAACACCCGCAAUUCUCUCGAAGUUCCCGGCAACAUUGAUAGCCCUGUUGUCGAGGGAAAUGUUACCAAUGGCGCCACUACUGCGGAGCCAGCUAGCACUGAGCACCCCGCUCCAUCAAGCACUCGGGUCCCCCUUCCCCGCAAGCACGCCGGUAGCUUGGCAAGGAGCAAUCGGGACUCGACUGGUAGUCUGAGGGGCGUUACGGAGGACAGCUCGAGAGGCGUUACGCUGGAAGAUAAGCCAAUGGAUGACUAG